GCCUCCAUUUUGUUCGCGGACGCUGGGGACGGUGGGAGCAGAUCCAUUUCCGGGUUGGUAAAAGGGGCGGCGGCGGGGAAGAGGGCUCGCGGCGGGGCGCACGAGCAGGACCAAAGCAGGACGGAGGUGACGGAGGAUUCGCUCUCGGAGCAGCCCCGGCCAGGUGGGCCAGACGCCGAGGCGGCAGAGCCCGCCGCCGAGGAGUUCACUGUGUAUCGGUGGUUGUCCUGGAGCUCACUCUGUGUCUAGAUCAGGCUGACUUUGAAGUCCCAGGAACGCAGGAGAUCUGCCUCUGCCUGUAGCGUUUGCUGUCAUGCACCUUGCUGUCUGACUUGGCCUCCCGUGUGCUGAGGCUACAGGUGUGCUACUUGCCCAGCCUCUGUGCUUUUUACAGCAGUGAGAAAUGACUAACCUGGAGUAACAGUUCCGGCUGUGGUGUGUGCCUGUAAGCCCAGCACUCAAGAGGCGAAGGUAGGAAGGUAUAUGAAUGACCUAAAGCUGCAAAUAAAGACGGAGAGAGAACGGUGCCAACUGGGAGCAGGGCAAGGAUGCCAAUUCCUCCUCCUCCCCCACCUCCGCCCGGCCCUCCCCCACCUCCCACCUUUAAUCAGGCAAACACAGAACAGCCCAAACUCAGUAGAGAUGAGCAGCGGAAUAGAGGAGCCCUCUUACAAGACAUUUGCAAAGGGACCAAACUGAAGAAGGUGACCAACGUUAAUGAUCGGAGCGCUCCUAUCAUUGAGAAGCCCAAAGGGAGCAGUGGUGGCUACAGCUCUGGAGCUGCUGCUCUGCAGCCCAAGGGAGGUCUCUUUCAAGGAGGAGUGCCGAAGCUCCGACCCGUGGGAGCCAAGGAUGCCUCAGAGACGCCAGCUACUAAGCCAGCCCCGCAAGUCCCCAGUUCUCGAGCUGCUGCACCAAGGCCUCCAGUGUCUGCAGCCAGUGGGCGUCCUCACGAUGAUACCGACAGCAGCCGGGCCUCCCUCCCAGAACUGCCCCGGAUGCAGAGACCCUCCCUACCGGACCUCUCUCGUCCCAAUACCACCAGCGGUACCGGCAUGAAGCACAGCUCCUCUGCUCCUCCCCCACCGCCCCCAGGGCGGCGUGCUGCCAACACGCCCCCCACUCCUCUGCCUCUGCACAGCAGCAAAGCCCAAGCCUACAACAGGGAGAAACCAUUGCCUCCGACACCUGGACAGAGGCUGCACCCCGGUCGAGAAGGACAUCCUGCUCCACCCCCUGUAAAGCCACCUCCUUCCCCUGUGAAUAUCAGAACGGGACCCAGUGGCCAGUCUCUGGCUCCUCCCCCACCGCCUUACCGCCAGCCUCCUGGGGUCCCCAAUGGGCCCUCAAGCCCCACCAAUGAGUCAGCCCCUGAGCUGCCACAGAGACACAAUUCUUUGCAUAGGAAAACGCCAGGUCCCGUCAGAGGCCUUGCACCUCCCCCACCCACCUCAGCCACCCCCUCCUUGUUGAGUAACAGGCCACCUCCCCCAGCCAGAGACCCUCCUAGUAGGGGAGCAGCUCCUCCACCUCCACCACCCAUGAUCAGAAAUGGUGCCAGGGAUGCCCCCCCACCCCCGCCACCUUACCGAAUGCAUGGGUCAGAACCACCAAGCAGAGGAAAGCCCCCACCUCCACCCUCAAGGACACCAGCUGGGCCACCCCCUCCCCCACCUCCGCCCCUGAGGAAUGGCCAUAGAGACUCCAUCACCACUGUCCGCUCUUUCUUGGAUGAUUUUGAGUCUAAGUACUCCUUCCAUCCUGUGGAGGACUUCCCUGCUCCAGAAGAGUAUAAGCAUCUUCAAAGAGUAUACCCCAGCAAGACAAACCGAGCUGCGCGUGGAGCCCCACCUCUGCCACCCAUUCUCAGGUGAAGCCUGGCUUGGUCCUGCUCCUCAGGCAAAGGAUGGACCUCCUCUUCUCAGAUGGUCUCCCAACCCCUGAAACCUGCAUGAGAGCUCCUACAGUGUUCCUCCAGUGCAGCCGACCCUCGACUCCGAGCAUCCUCCAGCCCCGCUCCAUCUGUGCGUCUCCUCUCUGGACUUGGCGAUUGGAUUCUUUCUGUUGGUAGCAGGGUCUCAAGCCCUGUGCCCGCCCUCUUCCAGCAAGCCUGCUAGCCAGAAGAGGAGAAAGCCUCCACGUCUCCUGCUUGCUUCCAGGGAAAGGUGCCUUGUUGUGGUGAAGGGACUCACAUGGAUGGGGUGGAAAAUGGACUCCUCUGUCCGCUGUUACUCACCUCGGGCGAAGUGUGGUGUGUGCAUUAUUUUCCAUAGUUUAGGGGUUGGUGUGGCCGGGACUUCUGAGGAAAAGGGUACUUUUCAUGAAGCAGGAAGGGGGUUUGCAGAGAGGUGAUCUGUUUUAAAGGUCAGGUUACAGAAAGGACAAGGACAUGACUCUUCCUCAUUUUAAAGAGUGUUUUAGUUUUGUUCUCAUUCCUCCUCCCCCAUCCCAAGGGAUAAGCUGAACAUUCACCGGGUACUAAUCAGUUGAACUAAACAGUAGAAGAGGAGAAGUAAACUGAGGAUCAUUUCAGAGUGAGGCAGCUCUUCUGCAGCUAAGGGCCAGGGCUGCCCGAGCUCCAGGACCUCCUGCCCCUUCCCCAGUGUGCUAGGUUGAUCCUUUUCCUCAUCCCUGGAGAGAAGAGUCAUUCUUGGUAGAGGGCAUUAUUCAUUCCCAAUUCACAAACCCUAGAAGCUUCUUAAAAGAGAUGAAAAGAGAGGGUUUAGGGCCUUAACCUCAACCUCAGGAUUGCCUCAGUGUUUUCUCAUUAACCGUGAAGUGGUCAACAGCCCUUAGACUCCUUCAGCCCUUGGACAAUGCUCCAGGGAGACUUAGAAGGAAAGAAGGAAGCACUCACUUCACAGGAAGGUCUGGCUCUUCUGGCCAAAGGUCUUGACAGCCUGUUCAUACUGGCUCUCACACCCACCUGACACAGCAGGCUCUUCCUGUUUUCUCUGCCGCCCUUACCUUCCCCAGACGCCCUUACCUUCCCCAGACGCCCUUACCUUCCCCAGAUGGCAGAGGUUAAGGCUGAAGAGUAGAAAAGGACAGGAAAUCUAUGCGAUACUCAGUCUUGUAAACCAAGAAGCACAAAGACUUAGGGAGGUGUGCCACAAUCCAGUCAGUGGGUCUUCCUUGGCAGCCAGCAAUACAUUGUUUCUCGUCUUCCAAGUGAUAGGUGAACAGCACAGGAAAUAGAUGCUCCAGUUGAGGUUGGUUUCUCGGCCGGUGGUUGGCUCUUCUCCAGCAGUGUGGGACACCUGGUUGCCUCCAAGCAGAUAAGCUGGUUCCCUACAGAGUCGUUGCCUUGGGCACAGGCUGCUCAAAUCUUGCAUGACAGUAGGGAGAUAAGGCUGUUCUUUGAAUUGGAUAGGGGAAGCUACCUAAAACCUUCAUCUACACCACGGGGUUAAACUGUGGUAGGGACCAUUCUUCUUUUUUUUUUUUUUCUCCUGAGACAGGGUUUCUGGCUGUCCUGGACUCACUUUGUAGACCAGGCUGCCUUUGCCUCCCUUGUGCUGGGCUGUGCGUCAUGCGCCAGCACACCUGGUUCAUAGGGACCUUUCUAAUCUAGUGGAACAUAGGCUCAGGAUGUGUGCGAAAUACCAGGUAAGACCCACAUCUUCCAUUGCUGGUGACCAGGAACCUAACUUGGCUUAUUUAUUUAUUGGGUGUUACCCUCUGUCAUCUCCUGGACCACUUUGACUCUUGGGACAGCCAUGAUUAGAUCUCACCAGUCAUCUAAUUGUUCACUAUUUAUCAUUCUUCUUCUCAACUAUGUUAGCAGUUACUCCCAGGAGUAUCCCCAGCGUCCUCGAAUUAACAGAGCUAAGAGAAGAGCUGAACUGCAGGCGUUCCAGGGUAGAUGCUGACUAAUUAACUGAACUUUGACUGUGAAGUCUUCCCAUUUGUUUUUGAAAUGGGAGUUGAUGCCUUUUGUACAAUGUUAUCAGAGUGUGUAAAAAUUUCCCCUUACUGAAACAUAGAACAUCAAAAUAUCUAUCUAUAUAUAAAUAAUCUCACAAAUAAAGCCAAACCCCAGCUUUUAGGUGGGGCUGAUAUCUUCCUUGACAUGACCUGCCGUCCUUUAUAUUCCCCAGCCUUAGACUGUGUCAUGUGGGUAUUGAUUAUAUUCUCAUUGUCUUUGCCUGAUGGAACAACAACCAAAAAAAAGGCCUGGAUUUAGAUCUAAGGGAAUGGGUUUGCUCCUCCAUUUGAUGGAGCAUGUUGAUGACACAACACCCGAUUUAAAUGUCUUUGCCUUAUACAUCAUUGGUCCCUCUGUUAAUAACAGAUUUAUUAUCAUGUAUAUUUGCUAUUGAAGAUGGGAAUGUGCUCCUCAAAACUGUUGGUCUAUUUUGUAUGUUGUACAAAGCUUGUAAUAUAGGUUUAAGGUGGGCGGACUGUGAGAGCACUAAAAUUUUUCCCGUUUGAACUGCUCUUACCUCCUCGUGGGAGUGCUGUCUCUCCAGUGGAAGAUUGGGUGGUCUCAUGUCGAGGCUAUUGCCUGCUCCCUUUGAUUCCCUUAUCCCCUCCCAAAUCAUUGCCCAGCUAAGCAACAAGAAGCUUUGUCAACAGUGGGGUUUGUGCUAUUUUUUCCCUAAUGGGAAACACAUAAUCGCUGUUACUGCCCUGCCUGAAGGUGGGCAGUGGCCUCUGGUUUUCAAAUAAGCUAGAUGCCCCUCUUUCCCUUUCUCCAAUGACCAAACCUGGACCAAAGUGCUUUGCUAUUCCAGGUGUGCUUUUCUCCUGGGAAUUGGCUUUUUCGCAGCCUAGGCCAAUUGUGUGUGCAGGGCUACACCAGAUGAUGAACUGGAGGCUGUUGUCAGGAAUUCCUCCCUGCCCCCUUUCCUAGCAAAGGCAAAGAAACCAGUCACUGGCCCUUGCCCUGGGGAUCCCUUCACCCAGUGGCUUCCAGCUUGAAACCUAGAUUUACCUCCAGGGAGAGGUGAGGAGGAAAAAAUAACUGUAAAUAGACCUGCUACAGAGCAACUCAGGGGUGGGGUAUGUUUUAAUUCUCCUGAUCACUUGAAAUAAUCUGUAGGCCAAAUGCUAACGGGAGCGCGGGAGAAAUGUGACUCCAGGGUCCUUGGUUCUGUGAAGUUCUGGGGGUGGGGCGUGGGGCAUCAGAGGCCCUUUGAUAGCACUGUACUGCACUGUCUGUCCUUCUGAAGACCCAACCUACAAUCAUCUGCAAAGCAGAUUCUUCACAUUCCAGGUGUAAUCUUACCCUCCCCAGACUCCUCAGUCCCUAGCUAUGUGGUCAGAGACUGUUAAACCACCCAAACUUACAGAAUGAGGGGGAAGAGAGGAGGCCAUUAAAAUUUUGCCUUCAAGACUCAUUUCUUGAAAACUAAAUGAAAAGGAAAAAAAAAAAAAAAAGGACAAUCACCUUCAAUCACAUGCAAAAAAACAAAAAGAACAGCAAGCAUUUAACUGAAGGAAGGGUUCGGUUCCACUCCACUCCACAGUCAUUGUGCCUUUACUUGUGUUAGCUCUCUGUGCUUCGACCCUCGCCCUCUGCGAAGUAAUUAAAACCUUCCUUGAUAACUGCUGUUUCCUUUCUGCUCCUGUUUCUUACAGCUCGGCGGCUUUCUUCUCUGACUGUCUUACUCCCCUGGUGGCAGAGGGCUUUAGCGCACCCUUUUUUUUUUUUUAUGUCUAACUUUUUUGUUCUUUCUCAGUUUCACAGUCAACACUGAAUAAAAGACCAGCGUAACGUGUGUGCACGUGUGUCCGUCAUCCUGCAUGUGAUCAGUUUCUUUGGAACAAUAACUUCCUGUGUGAUUUAUUUUGGAGUUUUAUUUUACUGUUUUUUUAAUUCUGGUUACAGGGCUGCUCCACAAUAGCGUGGGUCCCUGCACCCCCCACCCCACCCCCGACGUAAGAUGUGUUAGCUGGACUCAGGUUGGAUUUCUUGGUACAUUUCUUUUCUGUGCAGUUGAAUUAAACCUUAAAAGCAAGAAACAAACAAACAAAAAAAGAAAGCGGUGUGUUUUUGUCAUGAGUGACACUGUCUGAAGUGAUGGCAUGGAGAGGAAACCCAUUGUCUCCUCUCCCGGCUAAGUGUGGCAGUUUGAUUGCAGGUUUCCCCACAAAAGGGUGUGUGUGUGUGUGUGUGUGUGUGUGUGUGUGUGUGUGUGUGCAGAAUCUCCUGUGGUUUUCUGAGGGCUUUCUCUGCCUGUAUGUUUUAAAAACCGCCAUUUGGCCCCGUUGGUUUGUAUUUGCUGCCUGCCUCCCGGUCGCCUUGAUCCCAGGGAGCCCUAGAGGUUCCUGUGCUUUGUUCCUUGUGACCCCUCAGAUUCUGUUUACCUGUGGGUGGCUGUGCUUUGAGGCUGAUCCCCCAACAGGACAGUGGAAAAAAGGUGGGGGCAGGGCCCGCGGGGUCUUGUGAAUCCAUUUGUAUGUGUGUGCUGUCUAUUUCUCUUCACUUAUUUGGUUUUUUGUUGCUGUUGGUUGUUUGUUUAUUUGGUUGGGGUUUUUGUUUGUUUGUUUUGUUUGAGACAAGAUUUCCCUGACCCAGAACUCACUCUGUGGACCAGGCGGGCCUUGAACUCAGGGAUGUGCCUGCCUCUGCUUGUGCUGGAAUCAGAGGUGUACAAUAUCACAUCUCCACUGCCUUUUAAGCUGAAAUCGUUGCGGGUUUCCUUGAGCUUUGACUUAGGUGUUAAAUUUUAACUAGGUCUGUUUGUGGUCAGCAGAGAGUUAACAGAGAGUCCACUGAGCUUACCACAGCCAGCAAGGGUGCCGGUUACUUCCCUACUGAUUCAUUCUGGGUGUCUAUAUGGAUUACUCUCACAUGAUUUAGAUUAAAAAAAAAAAAAACCUGUGGGGGGAGGAUUAAUACCACAGUAGCUGAAUUCCUGAUUAUUUGACCCCCUUAUUGUUAUUGAUAUGAUUAAUAAAGUAUUUAUUGAUUUUAUUGUUCCUCCUGA
Molecule: messenger RNA, 6935 nt
Organism: Meriones unguiculatus (Mongolian gerbil)
Lineage: Eukaryota; Metazoa; Chordata; Mammalia; Rodentia; Muridae
Gene: Wipf2
Product: WAS/WASL interacting protein family member 2
Exons: 10
Coding region: 549-1874 (441 amino acids)
Molecular function (GO): actin binding
Source: RefSeq, a predicted model, not a curated record